Molecule: messenger RNA, 4901 nt
Organism: Pantherophis guttatus
Lineage: Eukaryota; Metazoa; Chordata; Lepidosauria; Squamata; Colubridae
Gene: FGF14
Product: fibroblast growth factor 14
Molecular function (GO): growth factor activity
Source: RefSeq, a predicted model, not a curated record
UUCAACUCCUCCUACUCCCGGUUGAAUGCCUGUAACUCAUAUCCAAGGCUCAGGAGCAAAAUCCAGUUUGUGUGAGUGCGGGUGUGUGUGCGGGUGUGCGCGUGUGUGUGUGUGUGAGAGAGAGUGUGUGUGCAUGUAUCUUUCUCUCCCUCUCUCUCUCUCUGCAUGUGCAGGGAAGAUAGAGAAAUUCCUAAUGCAAGCCGGGUCUUGGGCAAAGCAGAGAGAGAGAGAGAGAAGGAAAGGGAAGAGAGCUGCCUCCGUGGUGUGUAUGUUUGCCUGCGUGCUAAGGGCUAAGCUUUGCAUCUGUUGUGCAGCCUGACUGGGAACUGCAGGUGCCACACAAUUGCAUAUGUCACUGAGAUGAUUUGAUGGUAAAAUCAGCACUUUCCGAGUGGAGCGUCUGCUUUCAUCCAUCAGACUUGAGAUAGAUGGUAGUGGUGGUACUGGCUGCGUGAUCUCUCUUCCAGGGGCUGCACCAUGGCUAUCUUUUAGUAGGAUGCAUCCUGUUUUGGCUUUGUUCUGCAGAUCCACCCAUCCUCCUAACCAUCAAGUAACAGGCAAUGGUGUCUUCUUUGGGGAUCUUCUCUUCUUUACUGUUGUCUCGGGUUAGUUUUUGGCCUUGGCUGGAAUCUCAUCGCCUCAUGUCUUGGUUGGCUUGGAUCUGAAAGGGAAGAAACAGACAGAAAGAAGGAGAGGAUCUAUGUCUUUUUUUUUCCUUCCACAGUUUUGGGUGAUAAUCCACCGUCAUUCUGGAGGGGAAAUAACCGUUCACUCUGGCUGAAAAACGCAUCCGUUGAGAGAAGUCUGAAAGAAAGAAACCACGUGAGGGGAAAGGGGGGAAAAAACCCUGGGAGAUCAAAUUUAUUAUUAUUAUUUUUUUUCCCUUUGUUGUUGUCUAUGAUAAAACUGGUGCACCUUUUGAGGAGAACUGAUCUCAAUUUAUUAUUAUGCAACAACCACAAGGGUCUCAUCUAUCUCAGGGUGUAUAAGCGCUGGAUUGCUUUUCGCCCAAAUCAAUGUGGUUUCUUUGGAACAUUUUCAGCAAAGGAUCGCAUAUGCUGCAGUGUCUUUGUGGCAAGAGUCUUAAGAAAAACAAGAACCCAACUGGGUGGAAGAAGGAGAAGGACCUCAACAAACACAAAUAGUGAUCCCCAGCUCAAGGGCAUAGUGACCAGGUUAUAUUGCAGGCAAGGCUACUACUUGCAAAUGCACCCAGAUGGAAGUCUCGAUGGAACCAAGGAUGACAGCACUAAUUCUACAUUGUUCAACCUCAUACCAGUGGGACUUCGAGUUGUUGCUAUCCAGGGUGUAAAAACAGGCUUGUAUAUAGCCCUAAAUGGAGAAGGAUUCCUUUAUACAUCAGAACUUUUUACCCCAGAAUGUAAGUUUAAGGAGUCUGUUUUUGAAAACUAUUAUGUAAUCUACUCAUCGAUGCUGUACAGACAGCAAGAGUCGGGUAGGGCCUGGUUCUUGGGACUCAACAAAGAAGGGCAAGUCAUGAAAGGCAAUAGAGUGAAGAAAACAAAACCAGCAGCUCAUUUUCUACCGAAGCCAUUGGAAGUUGCCAUGUACCGAGAACCCUCUCUACAUGAUGUUGGGGAAACAGUGCCAAAGGCUGUGGGGACGCCAAGUAAAAGCACAAGUGCAUCGGCAAUAAUGAAUGGAGGAAAACCAGUGAACAAGAGUAAGACCACAUAGCCAGAGCCUUGUGGAUGUUGUGACUUACUGAACUCUCUAUGUACAGCUGGGCACUUUAUCCUUGCAAGACUAUCCCACUCUGGUGUCUGCGGAUUGGCUGGAAGCAAGCGACGGCUUGCUCUGUGCUCCUUCCAAAUCUGUAACUCUUCCCACAGCAAAGACUUUUGGAUGACCAGCUGAACUCCGACCAUAGAAUGCCCAACCAGAUAUGGAAUGCCUUUUAAUCUCUUUUCUGUGACUGUGACACCUCAUGUGAAUGGCAUACUUCACAAGUACACUUGAUAUCUCUUGCCUGCUGACAGUUACCCAUAAUUCCCCCCUUUGGAGCCCAGGAGACCCCCCCCCCCCCCGUGUUUUAAGUUCAAUUUUGUAGCCCACAGAAUAAAUAACAAGUAAUUUCUAGAUAGAUGCUGUAAAACCUGUGCUAUUAUGGAUUUUUUCUUCCUCCUCUUUUUUAUGAGGCUGCUUGCUCCGCUGUCUGUGUGACUCCUUUGCAGGGAUUAUGUUUUGCUCAGAUUGAAGUGUUGCUGAUGGCUUAGUUUUGGGAAGCAAUCAGAGAAUUAGGGGAGCCUUCAAAACACUGUUAGGGAUCAUACCUGUAAAAGAUAGGACCAUUGCAAAUAAGGAUUCCGCUUGAAUACAGUUCCAGUAUGUUCCCAAGGAGGGAAAAGCAUCACGUGUGGCUAGUCAACAACCUUCCAAGGCCAAUGUUUGAUACCCCCUGUGUGUGCGUGUGUGUGUUUUAUACAUAUCACAGACUUACUGGUAAUGGUAACAUUUGCCUUGCCCAGCGAGCAAGACCCACAUAUUUUUAAGGAAGUGGGUCCAAAGAACUCUGUAGGCCUUGUAGGCCUGAAUUAAGGCUCAUUUUUCAUCUACUAGUACUCAUUAUCUGAAAUUCAAAAGAAAAAAAAUUAGAAUGAAUGGGAAUUCUGCUACCUACGUCUCUUUCAAAACAAUAGGUUCCUUCUCCUGUUUUUAAACAAUGGAACGUAAUCCCAUCUUUAUUUAUGGCUAUAGUUCACUCUUACUCAGCAAAGCAUGGGCAAGGAAGUUGUGGUUUUUUUUCUCUGCAGCACCAAUGCAAAAGAUAGUUACCGAUUAUACUUUUAAUACUUUCAGUGUUAAAAAGAGAGGAAAGAUUUUAAACAUAUUUGACGGAUUCCUUUGCAUUUCUUUGAUAGCUUAGCAUGCGAAGUCCAGGCAAUAUAUUAUUUUAUCUAUACCACAGCACUAUGUUUCCAGUCCAGCUUCUUAGGAUAUUAUGGCCACCAAAUUGCUAGAUUUUCGGUGCCUUGCAUUUAUCUUAUUAUUUUGGUUUUCCCUGUACUCUACAAAUUUAAGAAAAUUCUAACAAAAGAACAAGGUCACAAAUGUUUCUCUUUUGAUUACUAAAUGAAAUAAAUACUAAUAAUUUUUUUGGGCUAGAGAGCCUUGAGGCCAAAAUGAAAGAAUAGCAACAGGCUAUUCUUACAAAACACUCUUAGACAAAUGGAUAAAUUUUUGAAAGUAGAUACUGGGAAACUAAAUUGAAAACAGAAAGCAUGAUGUGAACCAAAAUGUAUCUUUGUUCCAGAUAAUCAUGUAUGAAACGUCUAAACAUUUGCACUCAUGUUUGUUUUCCAUUUCAAUUUUGGAACUUUUUUUUCAACGUGGUUUUAAAUAUUGGUUUACUUUUCAUCGUUAUUAUGGAAUGUUCAGAUUUCCUAUUUGGUUUGGUGGUAACAGAUUAAACUUUGAAUUAACUCUUGAAUCUUGAUUCAUAUCAGCUUCUAUUUGAAUAAGUAAGCCCUUAAGGUAUGCGUGAAUAGAUCGCACAUUGCUACUAGGUUAUUCAUGUACAACAGGGGUAUUUGAACCCCCAAUUUCUUGGUUUCUCCAUACAUGGUAAAGGUGUUUUAAGUUGAUUUCUUUCAGCCACACAAGUGAAGCACAUUAAACAUUAUUCUGUUCCCAGAAUUUAGUAACAUUUUUAAAAUGGCAACAAAAAAGAUUAAGGUGUUUUACAACAAAGGAAAGAAUUGGCGCACAAAAAUGGACCAUAAAAAUCCUUUUCCUCCUUGGUUUCUAGAGAAGGAAUAUCUUAGCAGUUCCCCUUGGGAAGAAGCCUUUUUUUAUUUUAUCCCCACACAGGGUAGAAAGGGGUCAUUGUGGUUCCCCACAAGUAGCUCAGCAGUGGCCCGGGGGACUUCAGAAGUCAUGCUAUUUCAGAUGCUCUGCCUAGUAGACACAGAAUUGUUGUCUGCCCAACUCUGCCAGCCCGUCACAUUUUAUUCUGAAUUUUGAAAUGUUUUGUGGUUGUUUUUUUUCCCUAGAGCCCCAGUUAUUAGAGACUGCUUACUUUGAUUUUCAGUAUACUUUCUGUACCGUGCAACUGAAAACUCUAAAACAAGAGUGCAAAAUAAAAAGUGUGACAUGUAUUAUUUCCCUUUCAUUUUGAUGAUGAUGGAUGAAGCUGGAGAGGGACAGGUUGGGGGCUUGGUGAAUCACCUCAGGACUUGGAACCAAACAUAAAGCAUCAAGCAUAAGGUGAGGUAACAUCAGUUUGUCAACUCAUUUUAUAAUGCCAGCAAGAUUUAAUUUUUAUUUUUAUACCUGUGCUCCAGACUUGUACUCAUUGCAUAAUUCUUCUGCUGGACCUUUUUUUCUCUCUUUUCAUGUACAAAGAAGCUUUGGAGCCAGAAUCAAGGUUAGCCAAAGGGAACUAUUCUCUUUUGCCAGUUGCAAUACAUUCUCUUAAUUUUUACAUUUGUGCCCAUACUGCCAUGUCAACCAGCCAUGUAGUUAAAUAAGAAGACCGAGUUCAUGUUUGUAAAUGAUUGACGCUGUAUACUAUUAAGUAGAACACAUGUAUUCCCUUCUUUGUUGUAAUGGGUGUAGAUUGCCUUCACACCUUCCAUGACUGGGGGGAUCUUAAAUAAGCUUAUUUGAGAAUCUAAAUCCAUUUCAGCACAGAGGAGAGAACGUGUAGUUCCUUGUGCUUUAGUUACUUUUUUAAGUUUGUCUCAUCUGUUUGCAUGGGAAAAGGAUGGUAAUAAUGAAUUGCAUGUAGUAGGCUAUAUGUAUCAGACCUGUUGGUAUGUACUGCAAAACUGACAUACAUAUAAGCAACAAGUUUGUCUGCAUUGUACAGUUUGUGUUUAUUACCAUUUUGUUGUAUACACAGAUACAGCAUAUUGAAUAAAAUAUUUAUAUGAAACACA